Messenger RNA from Necator americanus (New World hookworm), 372 nucleotides. RefSeq lists its product as uncharacterized. The record is from RefSeq and is a predicted model, not a curated record. NCBI's taxonomy places the organism in Eukaryota, Metazoa, Nematoda, Chromadorea, Rhabditida, Ancylostomatidae. The coding region runs from base 1 to 372 and encodes 123 amino acids. Gene Ontology annotation, cellular component: transcription factor TFIIA complex. Gene Ontology annotation, biological process: RNA polymerase II preinitiation complex assembly; transcription initiation at RNA polymerase II promoter. The transcript is spliced from 3 exons. Gene Ontology annotation, molecular function: TBP-class protein binding; RNA polymerase II general transcription initiation factor activity.
AUGUCAUACAUGAUGUAUCGUGAGACAACACUUGGUGUAGCAUUAUCGCACACAUUGGACGAGUUUGUAGAAGAAGGUAUGAUUAGCCGUGCGCUAGCCGCGAAAGUGCUCGCCGCUUUCGAUGCAAACAUCAACAAGGCGUUGGCGUAUAAAGUCAAAAAUAAGGUCCAAUUUAAAUCCGACAAACUUCUGGCGUACCGUUAUUGUGAUAAUGUGUGGACAAUUAUAAUGAAAGGCGUUGAAUUCCACUAUAUUCUGUGGCCAGUGGAAUAUAGAGUUGACAAAAUUUUUUUCAGAAUGAAAAUUGUGGCUUGUGAAGCGCUACCACGUACCAUACCACCAUCGACAACUAGCACAGAAACUCAACAAUAA